Messenger RNA from Puntigrus tetrazona (Sumatra barb), 962 nucleotides. It is a transcript of the gene mxd4, whose product is annotated as MAX dimerization protein 4. Gene Ontology annotation, biological process: regulation of transcription by RNA polymerase II. The transcript is spliced from 6 exons. Gene Ontology annotation, molecular function: DNA-binding transcription factor activity, RNA polymerase II-specific; RNA polymerase II cis-regulatory region sequence-specific DNA binding; protein dimerization activity. The coding region runs from base 185 to 811 and encodes 208 amino acids. Lineage: Eukaryota; Metazoa; Chordata; Actinopteri; Cypriniformes; Cyprinidae. The record is from RefSeq and is a predicted model, not a curated record.
CUGCAUUAAUUUUUGUCGAGAGUCUCUACGACUCAGAAUUGAACUGUCCACAUCGAGCGUCAUCACUUUUUUUGUUUGUUUGUUUGUUUUGUUUUGUUUUGUUUCCUCCCUUUGUUUUACACCAUUUGUUAAACAGUGUUCAACACGUUUUUAUAUUAUUUUUUAUUUCUGUAAAUACACCGGAAUGGAACUUAAUUCUCUUCUACUUCUUCUUGAGGCAGCAGAGUAUUUGGAAAGAAGAGACAGAGAAGCUGAACACGGUUACGCGUCCGUUUUGCCGUACGACAGCGACUUUUCCAGAAAGAAAACCAAAUCCUCUCCCAUUUCAAGAAAAAACCACAACAAUAGGUCAUCACACAAUGAGCUGGAAAAACACAGACGUGCCAAACUGCGAUUGUACCUGGAGCAGUUGAAACAGCUUGUGCCUUUGGGUCCUGAUAGCACCCGUCACACCACACUGAGCCUGCUCAAACGCGCCAAAAUGCACAUCAAGAAGCUGGAGGAACAGGACAGGAAGGCUCUAAACAUGAAGGAGCAACUGCAGAGAGAACAUCGCUACCUCAAACGGCGCCUGGAGCAGCUCUCUGUACAGGGCUUAGAGCGCAUUCGCACUGACAGCAUGGGCUCCACCAUCUCCACUGACUCUGAGCAAGAAGUGGAUGUGGACAUAGAGGGCGUGGAGUUCACACCAGGUGAGGGUGAUAGCGUGGACAGUGUUAGCGAUGGCGAGGACCACUACAGCCUGCAGAGCAGCUCCAGCGAUGGAGGCCACAUUUCACAUUCCCACAGAUUACAGGCUCACAUCUGCUAGGCCGUGUCAGACCGCAACAGUGUGUCACCUCCAACAUACCCAUCCGCCACUCCCAGCUGGCAGGAAGCACCUGGGUGAUUCCACUCCUCAGAAAACUCUCUCCCCUCUAAACCCUCGCAACGCUUUGUAUCAAACCCUCCCUAACCCCACA